AUGCCACAGGGCACAGGAUGGAGACCUGCCUGAAAGUCCUGCUACUCGUCGGGGUGGUCAUAGCAGCCCCCACACCAUCAUCAUCCUCUCUGCCAAGCCACGAGGCUGCGGUUUUAGCUGCAGUUCAGAUCUACAACCAAGAGCCAGGCACAACACUGGCCUAUCGGCUCCUGGAAGCUGAGCCGCAGCCAGACUGGGACGCGUCUUCAAAAGCUAUCCAACCGCUGAAGUUCUCUGUUAAAGAGACAGUGUGCCUGGCAUCAGAGAAACGCAAUGUCAACCAAUGUGAAUUCAAACCAGACGGACUGGUCAAAGACUGCUCUGGAUUCUUCUCCACUGAACAGGAUCCCCCUUCCAUCAUUAUCAAAUGUGAGGAGGCGUCUGAGGAGGUGGGCACAUGUGGGGACAAGGUUCAGCAGCAGGAAAAACAUGAUCUACUGGCGAGAGACUAUUCAGGAUACAUCUUCCCCGAGCAGCAGCCGGCCAUCAACCUGAUCACCUGUGACACAGUGGCUGAGGAGGUAAGGAAGGCUUCCACUCAGGUGACCAGCAGAGGGAUCUGCAUGGUCAUCAUAGGACCCUGGCAGAGUCAGGGCAUCCUUAUCUAG
This is a messenger RNA of Chelonoidis abingdonii (Abingdon island giant tortoise), 608 nucleotides long. NCBI's taxonomy places the organism in Eukaryota, Metazoa, Chordata, Testudines, Testudinidae. The record is from RefSeq and is a predicted model, not a curated record.